Messenger RNA from Poecilia latipinna (sailfin molly), 2547 nucleotides. RefSeq names its product NADH:ubiquinone oxidoreductase complex assembly factor 7 (gene ndufaf7). The transcript is spliced from 10 exons. Gene Ontology annotation, molecular function: protein-arginine omega-N symmetric methyltransferase activity. The record is from RefSeq and is a predicted model, not a curated record. Bases 775 to 2154 code for a protein of 459 amino acids. Gene Ontology annotation, biological process: mitochondrial respiratory chain complex I assembly. Gene Ontology annotation, cellular component: mitochondrion. Lineage: Eukaryota; Metazoa; Chordata; Actinopteri; Cyprinodontiformes; Poeciliidae.
GUCCAGAACCAGAACCUUUUCCCUGUUGAACACCAGAGGAAACCGAGUCAGGAAUCAUUCAGCGCUGGUUCAUCUGCAGUCUGUGCACUGGGCUCGCUGAAGACCAGGAGAAUCUGUCCUGGAUCAGAACCGGGUCCAGAUGGAGGAGGAACCUGCAGCGGGUCGGAACAAGAAUCAGAUCUGCUCUGAAUGGACCAGCACAGUCUGAAUGGAGGAAACCCUCAGCCUCCAGGACCAGAAUCGGUUCUACUGAAGUGGGUCCGGUACGGCGGUUUUGAACAUUCCCAGGGCUUCUUCUCCUUACUCAUGUUUAUUCACAGCCUGGCAGUGGCAGCAUCAUGCUGUGGGAGGGUUUGUUUUAUUUAUCUAAGAUAAAACAGAAAUAAAAUAUAGAUUUUUAUGUUAUUACUGAUUUAUCGUUUUAUCAUUUACCUAUCAGUAUGUAUUGACCCAUUAUAAGUAUAAUGUAGCUCCUCCUCCCCAGCAGCUAGUGGCGCUGUCGGACCAUAACCAGUUCCUGGUAAACAGUGGAGCAGCCGCUGUUCGCUUUAGCUGUGCCAACUUCAGGAGGACUCGGUGGCGCUUUGACCCUCUCUAGUGACCUGUCACCUUUCCAGGCAGAUGUUUGACCUUUAACAGCCUGGAGGAAGGCCGCAGCUUUUACUCUGAGCCCAGUUUGAUCUUAACCCGGACAUUAACUCACCGCUACGCAGGUUAGCUAAUUCCAACUGGGUUGUCCCAGAGCGGCUGCAGGAAGUGACGCACACCGGCGCAAUGAGGAUGAAGGUCUGUCAGCAGCUGCUCGGUAGAGCCUUCAGUCACCGCGGAGCCUCAUGUGCCUUCAGGACCGGCUCAGUGACGCUUGACACAGGAAGGUGGCGCUGCGCUCCGUCCGCGCCGCUGUGCAGCUCCUCGGCCCAGGACAGGAAGUCCCACCCCUCCAUGCUCAAACACCUGCGCGCCAAGAUCCGCUCCACCGGGCCCAUCUCCGUGUCCGAGUACAUGAGGGAGGUUCUGACCAACCCGGUCGCCGGUUACUAUGUGAGGAAGAUGAUGCUGGGAGCUGAGGGAGACUUCAUCACGUCUCCAGAGAUCAGCCAGGUGUUUGGAGAGCUGCUGGGCGUCUGGAUGGUCAGUGAGUGGAUGGCGGCUGGUCGGCCCGGUCGGCUGCAGUUGGUAGAACUGGGCCCAGGGAAAGGUUCCCUGAUGGCAGAUGUCCUCAGAGUGUUUGGCCAGCUGCGCUCCGUAGUGGCCGGAGCCUCGGUGUCUGUCCACCUGGUGGAGGUGAGUCCGGUUCUGAGUCGGGUGCAAGCCGAGACUCUGACCGGAACCGGCGGCCAGGAGGCGAGUGGCGAGCCCGACCCGACCGACCCGGCGUACCGGCGCGGGGAGACAGCAGCCGGGGUUCCAGUGUCCUGGUACCGCCACCUGGAAGACGUCCCAGCAGGCUUCAGCAUCUUUGUUGCUCACGAGUUCUUCGACGCUCUGCCGGUCCACAAGUUCCAGCGGACGGAGAAAGGCUGGCGGGAGGUUCUGGUGGAUUUGGACCCGUCCGACCCGGGCCGGCUCCGGUUGGUUCUGUCUCCGGGUCCGACGCUCGCUUCGUCCUCGCUGGUCCAGGCCGGCGAGGGGCGGAGCCACGUGGAGGUGUGUCCGGAGGGCGGAGCCAUCGUCCAGCUGCUGGCCCGGCGGAUCCAGCAGCAGGGCGGGGCGGCGCUGAUCGCCGACUACGGCCACGACGGAACCAAGACCGACACGUUCCGGGGCUUCAAGGGUCACCGGCUGCACGACGUCCUGUCGGACCCUGGCGGCGCCGACCUGACGGCCGACGUGGACUUCAGCUUCCUGCGGCGCAUGGCGGGAGGGGGCGUGGCCUGUCUGGGCCCCGUGAGCCAGAGGGCGUUCCUGAAGAACAUGGGCGGCGACGCCCGCAUGCAGGUUCUGCUGAGGAACUGCAGCGACCCAUCCAGCAGGAAGCAGCUGAUCCGGAGCUACGACCUGCUGACAAGCCCCGCCCACAUGGGCGAGCGCUUCCUGUUCCUGUGUCUGCUGGCGCCAGGCCGCCUCGCCGCCCCGCCCACCGGGCUGAAGCUGGACAGGAAGAGCCCCGCGCCACUUCCUGUGGCCGGCUUCUCCGAGCUCCGCUUCUCCUGACCCGGAUCAGAACCAGGUUUAGAACAGAAGUCAAGCAAACACUGCAACAGACUGAAACCAGUGUUCCCAGUUCAGUUUUAAUGGUUUUGUGCUACAAAAGUAGAAAAGUUCUCAGGUCUUCGUCAGUCAGUGAGGAAGAGGAAGCAGAAAUCAGCUUCGCUCUCCGACCUCGGUUCAGAUUACACAUCAAACUGGAUUUUUAUUUUCAGAUCUGAAGUUAACUGAUGUUUUUUUUUUCCUGCUGCUGAAACAGGAAGUGAAUUCCUGGGAUUAGGAAAGCGUUGCUGGAUUAAUCCAGGAAGUUAAUCAGCAGAGUGGAGCCUGUGAUUAUAGAUUAUUAGAUGAAGCUGUGAAUGGCAUUAGUGGUUCUGAGAAUAAAACUGAAAAUAAAUU